Oryzias melastigma (Indian medaka) is the source of this 1772-nucleotide messenger RNA. It is a transcript of the gene fance, whose product is annotated as FA complementation group E. The record is from RefSeq and is a predicted model, not a curated record. Lineage: Eukaryota; Metazoa; Chordata; Actinopteri; Beloniformes; Adrianichthyidae. Gene Ontology annotation, cellular component: Fanconi anaemia nuclear complex. Bases 50 to 1624 code for a protein of 524 amino acids. The transcript is spliced from 10 exons. Gene Ontology annotation, biological process: interstrand cross-link repair.
CAGUGUGCGCUCACGAGUAGAUGCAUCUGCCAGAUUAAAACGUGAAGAAAUGACAAAAUUGGCGGCUCCCAAAGGCCGUAUACUCGUAUCAUUACGAGACAAAACUAGUACUAUGAGACCUGAUGCUGCGGUGCUUUUGGAUGGUUUUGACGGACAGUCGAAGCUGCUGCUUCGGGCACUGAUGUCCGGCCCGUCGGGGACUCGCAGAGGACUGACUGCUUUCCAAAGGCUUCGGCGCGCAAACUCCGGCAUGUCUCUGGGAAACUUUGUGGAGACUCUGUGUCGAGACAGAAUAAGUUGUUUGGAAGAUGGCACCGAGUCAAUUGAAAUUAAGCCACUUGUGUGCCUGUUUCCAACAACCUUCAAGCAAAACCUGCUGUCUUUUCUUUAUUUGGUUCAACCUUCUCUUCCCGAGAGCACCAUCCUCCCUUUGCUCAAAUGUCUCGUCCAGGAAACCGGCAGCAGCCCAUGGGUCACUGCUCUGGUUAAACAGCUGGAAGGAAGGUCUAAGACUCACCAUGAACAGCCCAUGUGCACCAAUAGAUGCGCUCAAAGGCUGAAGGAGCUCUCAAAACGCUUGGUAGGUUCUGGUGAGGUCACAGGUUGGGCCAAAUGCUUUAGCAGUCCAACAACAAGCUCAGAGCUGAAGGACAUGCCUGAAAUAUCUGAGCCGGGGUCUCAGAGGAAAAGGAAGGGCAGUUUCAUCCACCUGGACUCAGACAGUGAAGAAACGGGGCAACACAGUAAACGAAGAAAAACAGAGGAUGAGUGUGCUGAUGAAGGAGAGACUGUAAAAACAACAGUUGUGCCUGAAAGUGUUCCUGCAGUGAUUCCUCUAUCAGAAAAUACACGUGAAGCUCUACCAGAAGACAUAAAGGUCUCAUUUCUUCAAAUAAAAGAGCUACUGCAAAGCCAGGACGAUGUGUGGGACCAAAAUGCAACCGAUUUAUUCAAAGUGCUGAACGACUGUGACCCUCGCCAAGUUGAGGUGUUAUGUACCAUGCUGAAGUUUCCUGAGUUACCUGAACACAUCCUACCUAAGCUGUGCAACAGCAUUUUGUCGCUCUCUCCUGACCUGAGCUACAGCACAGCAACUUCCCUCAUCAAGCAUCUUCUGCUGGAGAAAAUCCUUGCGCUGUCAGAACCAGCCUCAAGAUGUAUGGUAAUGGCAGCAACCUCACUUUGUAACCGCUACCCCAGAUCCAUGUGCCACGCUUUGAUUGGACCAGUGCUUGAUGAUAAAAACAUAGGGAGUCCACAGGUGGAGCUGCUGAACAGACUGAUAGGAGGCUGUCUUGAAUCUCACUACAAGCUGCUAGUGCUUCAAUUGACAUUCAAAGUUGAAUGGAGUGAAGCAAUGCUCUCUGUUAUCCACAGCUUGCUAGAUUCUGAGCCUUUCCUGAAUGCAGAAGUGUUCACACAGUUCACUGAACAGCUCGUCACUCAGAGUCCUUUAUUCACCAAGUCGAUGAAGUUUGCAAAAAUGAUGCUCACAGCUCUUACCAAAUAUGGCAAUCUUGUGAAUGCUGCACAUAAAAACUCGCUGUCUACCUGCCUGAUGUCAAAUGAGACGUUCCUGAAGAAACCUCUGCAAGCUGCUUUGAAGCGAAUCACACCGACAUGAGGACUUUCUGAUUCCUAAUAAAACAUUAAAUGUCUCACUUCAUUUAAACAGAAAUUGUAGUUAACAGAGACUUCUGUUUGUCUUUAGUCAUCUAAGAAAAAAAAUCUAUGUCGAUGAAAUAACUGAGUAAAAUCUUGAUUUAAUUAAA